Messenger RNA from Crotalus tigris (Tiger rattlesnake), 636 nucleotides. RefSeq names its product glycoprotein hormones, alpha polypeptide (gene CGA). Bases 70 to 444 code for a protein of 124 amino acids. The transcript has 4 exons. Gene Ontology annotation, molecular function: follicle-stimulating hormone activity. Gene Ontology annotation, cellular component: follicle-stimulating hormone complex; extracellular region. The record is from RefSeq and is a predicted model, not a curated record. NCBI's taxonomy places the organism in Eukaryota, Metazoa, Chordata, Lepidosauria, Squamata, Viperidae. Gene Ontology annotation, biological process: positive regulation of steroid biosynthetic process; thyroid hormone generation.
GUUUUCUAGUAGAAUCCUGGUUUAAACUUAAGGCUCUUCAAUUCAGUUUCCUUGAUUCCAAGGAACAUCAUGGAUUACUAUGGAAAGUAUGCCAUUGCCAUUUGUGCCUUGUUAGCUGUGUCUCUGAAUAUUUUUCAAUCAUUGCCAGAGGAAGAGUUUAUCACACAUGAUUGUACUGAAUGUAAACUAAUCUUGAACACUUACAUGACCAGAGUGUUCAAUGGCCGACCUGUGUACCAAUGUGCAGGAUGUUGUUUCUCAAGAGCUUAUCCAACUCCCAUGAGGUCAAAAAAGUCCAUGCCCGUGCCGAAGAACAUCACUUCAGAAGCGAAAUGCUGUGUGGCAAGAGCUUUCAGAGAGGUUUUCAUUCCAAAUGAUCGAACUAGGAAGAUCGAGAAUCACACUGACUGUCACUGCAGCACCUGCUACUAUCAUAAAUCUUAAUUCCUCUACAACUGGACAACAGAUUCCUCUGCAGCUGGACCACAGAUAGCUCAGAAUGAAAUUUUAUCAUAUCCUAAAUUUUUGUUUUCCUUAGUUUUGUAGUGAAAUUAUGUAUAUUCCUAGGUUUUCGCAUAGGAGUGAUCCUUCUGAUCAGCAUGUUAUGAAUACUCUGCUGUUUGUUCUCUAUGUGCU